Messenger RNA from Sugiyamaella lignohabitans, 1686 nucleotides. RefSeq lists its product as uncharacterized. The record is from RefSeq and is a predicted model, not a curated record. The transcript has a single exon. Gene Ontology annotation, molecular function: RNA polymerase II cis-regulatory region sequence-specific DNA binding; DNA-binding transcription factor activity, RNA polymerase II-specific. Bases 1 to 1686 code for a protein of 561 amino acids. Gene Ontology annotation, biological process: negative regulation of transcription by RNA polymerase II; cell differentiation; anatomical structure morphogenesis. Lineage: Eukaryota; Fungi; Ascomycota; Dipodascomycetes; Dipodascales; Trichomonascaceae.
AUGUUUGACGAACCCAUCUUCAACACAUACAUAACCGACCAAGUGGUGUCCAGAAAACCAUCUGUGGUGUCUCUGGAAGACGUAGAUGCUUCAGAACCACAAACUAUCAUUCCUUCUGGCGCCCUGUGCUGGUCUUCUCCCCCUUCAUCGCAUGCCAUGCUUCCUUCUAAUCUGUACACGCCUGAUAAUGCAUCUGCAUCAUCGAGUGCUUCUGAUCAGGGAAGUUAUUUUUCUUCUGUUCUAUCGUCCGGCUCGGCUUCUUUCUACUCUCCCGAUAGCCCAAAUAUGGUGUCACCUGCUUUGGGCACCGACGAGGCAAUGUACGGUUGGUUCUUACCAGGGCAACCGGCUAAUGAUGUGCAAAUGGACUUAUCUCUAGCAAUGGGUUCGAAUGCUGCUGCUGCUGCUGCCGCUGCUGCUGCUGCUCAUGCUUCUGCAAUGGCCGCUGUCAGUGCUGCUGCCGCUGCAAAUGCAUAUCCUGGACCCACUAUCGACACUCAAUCUAUUAGUACCAGCUCGUCGGCCACCUCGCUCAAUAGUUUGAUGCCUGCUGCUCCAGUGGUGGACUCGAUUUACUCCAAUGCCACGAUCUGGUCGCCUUCUCCUAUCCUCUCGCAAUUUGCUUCUCAACUCAAUUCGUCCCAUGACAUGACUCCUGCUGCUACUAUUCCCAAUUCAUAUGCUCAAAACCUUCCUGCUACUCCUGAAGAUGACACUGAUGAUGAGUCGACUGUGAACCCCGACUCUCGAAGUGCUGCUGCCGUGGCCGCUGCUGCCGUAGUUGCAUCUGCUUCCACUUAUAAUCCGUCUGCUCCUUUUGUCUCGUUAAACCAGUCUCAUGAUCUGCCAAUGUCGGCAGGUGCUGAUGCCUCGCAACAACACCCACUACAGCAACAACACCAUCACCAUCAUCAACAACUACAGUCUAUUUCACUGGCAAUGAUUCAACAGAUGGAUACUACUGGAGCUAUGACACCUCCUGGAUCAUCUGUUGUUGCAGCAGCUGCUGCUGGUCAUUCAAUGCCCAUGUCACCUCCAUCUCCACACUCGUCGGCCUCACCACCAUCACCUCUGUCUCCUCAACAAACAAGAGAAAGACAAAAUGAGAUUAUUAAGAAGAUGAGUUAUACUAAAUGGGUCAAGCUGUCAAGAAUGACUGAACAACGAAUUGCCAAAAUCAAAAGUCUUGCUACCGAAAAGGGUAUUGACAUUGAGACGGUCGAGUCGGUGCUGACCAUCUACUCGAGCACCAAGGGCAAACAAGACAAUGAAGUUAAUAGAUUUAGAGGCGAUGAUGUCUACAUCAAAAUCACCAUGGGCAGCGGCGCCUUUGUGGCCAAUAACGACGACUCGGCCGACGUGACGGCCGGGCCCGAUGGAACCAUCAUCAAAAAGAAGAAACAUAGAAAGCAAAAGCCCCACUAUGUCAAGCGACCUCUCAACUCGUUCAUGCUGUACCGCAAGUCGCAAACCCAGUCGGCCAUGGCUUAUGCUGUCAGCUCGCAACUAAGGCUCAAUCACCAGAACAUUUCCCAGAUAAUCGGGCUCAUGUGGCAGACCGAGUCCAAGGAGCUGAAGGAAGAGUUUGCGCGAAUCGCCGACCAGGAAAAGGACCUCCACCGAGCCCUUCACCCCGACUACAAAUUCUGUCCUCAAAAGAAGAAAAGAUCUUCCUCGAUAGAAUAA